Molecule: messenger RNA, 1173 nt
Organism: Moesziomyces aphidis
Lineage: Eukaryota; Fungi; Basidiomycota; Ustilaginomycetes; Ustilaginales; Ustilaginaceae
Source: the annotation of a GenBank genome assembly
AUGCUCCGUCCUCAGGCAGGCACCGGCCUUGCUGAGCAUUCUUUCAAUGCCCAGGCGCAGCACUUCUUCCGCUCCAACCACAUCCUUCUCAACACUUCCACCACCAGCAUCUCCAUACGCACCGUCAACAUGUCGGCUUGGGGUGCCCAUGGCAAGAUUGGCGGCUCGGCGGCCGCCACGCCGGAGGACGCCGAGACGCCCAUCCUGUGCGAGCCGUGCCUCGGCCCCAAUCCAUACAUCCGCAUGACCAAGGACACGCAAGGAAAGAUUUGCAAGAUCUGCACACGGCCAUUCACAGUGUUCCGAUGGAACCCGGGCGCAGGCUCCCGCUUCAAGAAGACCGAGAUCUGCACAACGAAAGAUUUGCAAGUGUUCCGAUGGAACCCGGGCGCAGGCUCCCGCUUCAAGAAGACCGAGAUCUGCACAACGUGCGCCAAGGUCAAGAACGUGUGUCAGACGUGUAUCUUGGACCUUCAGUAUGGCUUACCCGUGCAGAUGCGCGAUGCAGCGCUCAACAUCAAGUCGACGGGCCCGACGUCCGACAAGAACCGCGAGUACUAUGCCGAAAACAUGGACAAGCAGCUCGAGGGCGCAACAUCGCUCGUCGGCGCCUCGUCGAGUCCGGCGGGCAGGGCGGGGCAGGAACUGCUCAAGAAGAUGGCAAGAAAGGAGCCAGAGUACAAGCGUGAUCGGCCCGUGCAGUUCUGCGCUGCCUUUGCGAGGGGCAAUUGCCCGCGUGGAGACAAGUGUCCCUUCCGCCACGAAUUACCCUCUGAAGACACUCUUGCGUCCGCAGCUCCCGCCACCGCUGCAACUCAACCCGCACCAGCAAGCCCAUCCGCAACAGGGACACCCAAACGCAUCCUCAGCUCAAGCACAGCUGCGGGACUGCCGCCACCGGCAGAUACCAGCAUCGUAUCGCUAUUCAUAUCCUCACUGCCGGCAGAUACCACCCAGGACUCGCUACGCAGCUGGAUGACGGCGCUCGCACCAGAGCUGCGUACCGAACACAUCAAGUCGAUCACUCUCGUCACUGCCUCGCGCUGCGCAUUCGUCAACUUCACCUCGCGCCAAAACGCCGAACGCGCAGCAGCACAUUGCAGUCCAAAGAUGGACUGGGACAAUACCACCGUGCGCAUCACUUGGGGCAGGUCUCGCCCCACCAAAAAGUAA